CGAAUUUCACGGCAUUGUAAACCACUUUGCCAGCUUCCAGGUCUGUUAGAUUUCAGCUGCUAAUUUUGAUUUUUCCAGGUGUGUUCGGCCAGGAUCAAGGGAUUAAGCGCUGAUGCAAUCUUCAGAUCUGGAAAAUCAAGUGGUCUGACCGAAGAAUGGGAAAGCUCACAGUGGCAUUAAAGUUUCUCGUAGUUUCAGGGUUAUGGCAAACGGGACAGGUAGUUGGUUUUCAACCGAGAGGAAGGACCAGUUUCUUUCAAAGAGGAGAAAAUUCAUUCGAGGCUCGGCAUAGCCUUGCUUUCUUCCCAGCUUGUGCCGAUGCUUAUGUUUCUGGUAUGAGCAGCAUGCAAGUCAGUGAUAUGAGAUAAAAAUACCUUGAGCAUAACACGGAUAACAAUACCACAAAGGAAUUAAAAAGGUUUGCGCAACAAUUGCAUAGACGAAACAAGUUAGUGCAAUGCUGUCGGGAAUCAUUUGAAAAUUGCAACAAGAAGAAGAGAGUGCAGAAUAAUACAGCAAAUUGACCUGGAUCAAAGAGUAUUCCAAUGCAAACUAAUAGAAUGAAGCUCUAGCAAUCUUGUAGCCUGUCAUGGCGCAGCUUGGUACUCCCAAGAGAGCACUGAUGCUCUCAAUGGGAUUGGUUUUGUACGUAAUACUAAUCAGUUUGCUGAUGUUUUACAUGGAAGAGUGCAGCAUCGAAACACAGACCGGAAGUGACGUAGUUGUAAAGAGGAACGAAGAGAUAAAGAAACAUUGCUAUUCCAUACACGAAUCAUUUCAAGAGAAAGACAUUAACAUGGAAGGUCAAGGGAAACAAGCCAAUGCCUCCAUUGAAGGUUGUCUUCUCAUUGUUGGCAAGCUUCUAAAGUCUAAUUACAAAGUUGAAGGAGCCAAUUGUCGUUUCAACACGAUAAAUUUCUUCCCGUGGGUUCAUUGUAUCACAUUUUCCUUGCUAACGAUCGGGGGCUCAAAAAUGCCAGUUACUGUUGGCGGUCAGUUGCUAUUGACCCUUUCCACGAUAUUUGGAAUAUUUCCAGUUGUGAAAUUAUUCAUUCAUGUUGGAAUCAUUGUCUCUUCGGCAUUAGAACGAAUCCUCCUUGCUUUUGAGCUGCAAAUUCUCAACAGAAGUCCGCGUAUGAUCCACAGUAUUUUCAAAAAGCUUCUUGUCUUCAAUACCCUGCUACUCGUUUCAUAUAAUGUCAUUUUGGCCUGGAUUACAAGUAGGUCAUUCUAUGGGACAAAAUGGACAUUUUCAGAGUCAAUAGUAUUUUGGAUCCAAGGGCUGCUUACAAACGGCCAGCCUAUUGAUAACGAGGUUACCACCUAUCUGUAUCAAGAUGGAGGCUGGCGAAUAAUGUCUAUCGUCUUGGGUAUGCUUGGGAACAUGAUCCUGUCCUCAAGCUUUGCAUGCAUCCUCGUUUCUAAAAUGCACAAGAAGGUGUGCGAGGCUUCAAAAACAAUCAAGGAGUCGUUCAAAAGACAGAACCCUGAGAUUUACUUGCAGAUCAAGCCAUUGAAAACUCAUUUAUAAAUUAUAGAUGAAGAUGGAUUAUCAUGGAAAUGCACACAGUCCUCAGAUACCUCAAGCUAUAUGUACCAUGCAACAAUAUUCUAUGUUAUCGCAUAAUAAAUGUUUAUUAGGAGCUUUAUGUAUCUUCUUUAGUAAAUACAGUUGUUCAUAUAUCGUAAAAGAAAUCAUAAAUGUGUUAAAAAGUCUGAUCAAAAAAGCUUUCUCUGAAGAUUUAGAUGAAUAUUAGUUUUUGGGCAUUUUAGAUUCUAGCCUCAAUGAUUUACAUAAUUUUCAUCACUAUAGAAAUUUCAUGUCGCUAUGGUUUGGAAUACGCCACUUGGUUCCAAGUUUAAAUAAUUUGUGAAAGAAGACCUGCACAAGAAGAUAAAAAUAUAUCAAAUUUCAGUGUCAUUUACACAGAUUUUGCCUACAUAUAAGUGAAGUCAUCCCAUGCUUUCUCCGUAUAACCUACUAGCUAACGCUAACAGAUAUUAACUACGGGUGUGUAAAUAAAUUCAUGGAUAAUAAAGAACCUCUGUAUUGUAUUAGCUAUUUUUCUUUCUAAUAUAUAGAUAACUGUAAAGCCAUUCUUUCGUUGUAUUUAUGUUAUCUUACUCGUUUAAACUGUAAAUAGAUCAACUAUUGUCAACCGUAAGAAUCUAAUUGGAAAACUAGUACAAACUAUGAUUGACUCAUAAUGAAAAUACUGGAGAUUUCAUCACUAUUUGCUGUCUAUUGUAAACAAUGCUACAGUUUCUAGUUGAUUGACUAACCUUCUUGUUAACACUG
Molecule: messenger RNA, 2299 nt
Organism: Rhopilema esculentum
Lineage: Eukaryota; Metazoa; Cnidaria; Scyphozoa; Rhizostomeae; Rhizostomatidae
Source: RefSeq, a predicted model, not a curated record